This is a messenger RNA of Diachasma alloeum, 2176 nucleotides long. RefSeq names its product myotubularin-related protein 10-B. Bases 143 to 2095 code for a protein of 650 amino acids. The transcript is spliced from 6 exons. NCBI's taxonomy places the organism in Eukaryota, Metazoa, Arthropoda, Insecta, Hymenoptera, Braconidae. The record is from RefSeq and is a predicted model, not a curated record.
GUCAUGUCAUAUGAUUGUGCAGUGAGGGGAGUAAACUGAGUAAACACAACAUAAUUACUCAUGAGAAAACUCCGAAAAGUAAUGGACAUUCAUUGUUGAAGUAUGCCGUAGUGGGUAAUUGGGGGAAUAGUGCUAAUUGGCCAUGGAAAAUAAAAGUUCCAACAACUUCAUCAGCUAUGUGGGCUUCGAGGAGCAUGAAAUGCAGAACAUUCAGAUGAGCAGACGGGAUUCCCUGGGGGAGAAUAAAAUAAAAUUGCUGCCGGGUGAGGUCCUCAUAGCCGAGGCGCAGAAUGUGCUCAUGUUCUCCCCAGUCGGGGACCUGAAGCAGGGAAUCUCUGGGACCCUCUCCGUCACAAAUUUCAAGCUAACAUUCAUCACGAGUGACGAUCUCAACGGGGAGGAUAUAAACCGCCAGCAGAAUCACCUCUACGGCUACACAGACUCAUGUUUAUCGAACAUUGACGAGAUCUACUUGAUUACGGGGGACAAGAAGAGAAAACUCAUCCCAGGGAGCACGAUACCAUCUAAGGUCAAAGGAAUUUUCAUUGUGUGCAAGAAUUUUCGCACGUGGUCGUUCUCGUUUAAAUUCUCACCAGUGGGUCAUGGGAAGAAUCUUCUUGCGACACUACUGCAUCAUGCAUUCCCGAGCAGGCAUCAGCUGUUGUUUGCGUAUGAUUUUAAGGAGGUUUACUACAGCAGUAUUGACAAGAAUGUCAAGUUCUUUCGGGAUUUGAGUGAUUGGCGGGGGGAGUUCGAUCGCACAGCCCAGGGGAAUGAAGUGUUGAAGAGGAAUUGGAGAUUGUCUUCUGCUAAUGUGGCCUUCCAAUUGUCACCGAGUUUGCCUCAAUACAUAAUCGUCCCAGCAUCCGUUACCGAUAAUCAAUUGACUGGAGCUGCAGGACACUUCCAAGAAGGUCGUCCCCCCGUGUGGUCAUGGUCGAACAGUCGAGGUGCUGCACUAGUAAAAAUGUCUGAAUUGAUGUCGACGAUCACCGAGAGAACCCAGGAGAACAUAAUGCUGGAGAAUAUACGAAAGAGUCAUCCCCAGAAACUAGCCAUGGCUGUACUCGAGUUGAAUAAAGAAAUAACUGUUAAAUCUAUAGCUACUAGUUUUUCAAAGUUAGUCGCAUUGUGCUCACCAGAGAACAUACGACAGUUCUGGAUGCAGGAUAAUAAUUUCUACUCGUUAUUAGAGAAUUCCAAAUGGUUGAAAUACAUUUCUCAUUGUUUGCAAAAAGCUGUGGAGGCUAGUGAUCACUUGAGCUCCGGAACAUCAGUUAUAUUACAAGAAGGAGCAGGGAGAGAUAUGUGUUGCGUUAUAUCGAGCUUAGUCCAAUUAAUAUCCGAUCCAUAUUUUCGAACGAUAACUGGAUUUCAGUCUCUCAUACAAAAAGAAUGGGUGGCAGCUGGGCAUCCUUUUUGCGAUCGUCUGGGACAUAUCGUGAAAUUCAACUCUGAGAAGUCACCAAUUUUCCUUCUAUUCCUCGAUUGUGUCUGGCAAUUGAUCCAACAGUUCCCAUCGAAAUUUGAAUUCACGGAGACGUAUGUCACGACAUUGUGGGAUGCUGCACAUGUAUCUGUCUUCGAUACAUUCAUAUUUAAUUGCGAGAGAGAUCGAAUGUUUGCAGCUAUGGAUCCAAAUACACCCCUCGUUCUGCGCAGUGUCUGGGACUGGCGAGAGCAGUUCACAGACCAAGACAUUCUCCUCUUCUACAAUCCCCUCUACAACUCGAAAGAGCCAGAAAAAACCCCCCUUAAGCCUCAAUACAAUAUUUCGUGCCUUGAACUCUGGACCCAGUGCUACUUCCGAUGGAUUCCACCCCUGGAGAUCCAUAAUGGUGGCAAAAACCACGUGGAACUGUUCUCGCGUCUCAUGCAGAACGACAUAAAUCAGUUGAGAGUCAACACUAGUGACGGUUGCACCUCUCCAGUGGACAAGGUGACGACAUACUUGGUGCAGAUGAAUAUCGAUAGUUUCUACCCAUUCGGUAAUAAAAAAUCAGGGAAUACUGUGAGCACCCCUAUUAUGAACAGUUCAGCGAUAAUGUCUGAGAGCCUUAUGGACGCACAAUCGCUCAUCACAGCUCCUGACUGAUAGUGAAAGCAUGACUACUUGUACGAAAAAAAUUUAAUGAAAAAAAAAAAUUCUUCUGCAGUUUAUUGAACUUUCUAAUAU